Staurois parvus is the source of this 251-nucleotide messenger RNA. The record is from the annotation of a GenBank genome assembly. Lineage: Eukaryota; Metazoa; Chordata; Amphibia; Anura; Ranidae.
CGUCACUGACUGGCACUGAUAGGUGGCACUGAUGGGCACUGAUAGUUGGCACUGAAAGACAGCUCUGAUGGGCACUGAUAGUUGGCACUGAAAGACAGCCCUGAUGGGCACUAUGUGGCAUUGAUGUGCACUGAUAUGUGGCAUUGAUGGGCACUGACAGGUGGCAAUUAUGGACACUGACAGGUGGCACUGAUGGGGCUACAUUGAUAAUCAGGGCACUGACUGUCAGCGUAAGGAGAGGACAUAACUGG